AUGGAGGCGCUCCUAUUUGUAGCUUUAAUCAGCUUUGGGUGCAGUGCUGAAGCGAGGCUAUAUCGAGAAUUCAAAGAGGCACAUUUAUUUGCGCAAGGCGCCUCUCAUCCUCCCCGGCGGAUCCCGAUCUCUCCUUUCCGAAGUAGAUCGCGAGUAUUCAGAAAUGUUCAUGUGCAAGUGAAUGAUGAGCCUCGCCUGUAUCGCGCUUCUGGGAGAUUCCAGAAAAAAGUAGCUGCGGCCGCUCCGAUUCACGAUGUCGCAGCAGUGAUCGUAUCGAAGGAUUCUCCACCUCUGAAUUCAACAAAUGCAUUUAGUUAUGAUGAAGGAAAUCACCAUUCAAAUAAAAUGACAGAAGAUAACUCAAUUAUGGAAGAAGCAGCAGAGUAUGCAAAAGGUCUUGAGCGAACUACAGUAGCGGUACGAGAUGAUAAAGAUGAAGUUCAUCCUACGAUGCCGCCUUCAGCCAAUCCCCAGAAUAUUCCAGCCAUCAUCAAGCCUCGUGUGCUGGUCUCAGAAGAGAAGAAGCCGCGAUUCAUACAACCGCCCCCAGCAAUCCCGCAGCAAGUUCCUCCUGGUGUGAUAACAGCUCAUGUUCCUCCUCAAAUUCCACCAAGUAUUCCGCAAUUUGGAAUACCAACAAUACCGACGGCACUGAGCCCAACCCCGCUCUUGGGAGGGGUCGCACAGAUCAAUCCCGCACAGACCCGGCAAUUUUCACAAGUUCAAGAAGCUGCUACGGCGCAUGGACAGCAUUUGGGCGUGGGACCGUCACCUACGCAAACGCCAUCUUUGGAUCCUGCAGCCGUACAUGGGCAAAUAGCCCCAUCUUCAGUGGGUUAUCAGGCGUGUUAUAAUUACUUACUUCCUAGGAAUUAA
This is a messenger RNA of Strongylus vulgaris, 876 nucleotides long. The record is from the annotation of a GenBank genome assembly. Lineage: Eukaryota; Metazoa; Nematoda; Chromadorea; Rhabditida; Strongylidae.